UAGUUUUGGUUUCGUGUUUAUAGUUUUCAAUAUAAAGUGUUACAGGUGUUAAAAAAUAAACUUCUGGUUCACAAUGUGAAAUAUAGACUACAGACUCAACACUGAACAGACUGAUCUCUCCACUUGGACGUCUUGUGUUCCGGCGGCGCGGUUUUACGCAUAGCUUCUCCGCGCGUGUCCUCUGAUGAGAUCAUCAUCAUACCUCCCGUCGUGAUUAUGUCAUCGGCACGGACUUUAUUUUGACAUUUAAAUGCUUUCGGAAAGUCUUAAGUUCCUUGAGUUCUUGACUGCAUCCACGCAUCAGAGAUACAGGUAGCUGGUGAUUUUACUACAACAGUUGAAAUCUGAAGUUGAAUGAUGAUACUCUCUGAAGCGGGAUUUGUUUUGUGGAUGUGUGCAGCCAGCAGGAUCCUGUCCGCAGCAUUACCAUCAACACUGUCGAUCAUAAAGUGUGAGAUCCUGGAGUACACCAGUAUUACAUGUUACUGGGAAACAACUAACCAAGCAGUUGACCACAGCAGCUACAGACUUCAAGUUAACAAAGCCGAUUGUGAUAGUAAAGAAAGCUUCUUCUCAGAGGGCCUGUGUGACACCAGAGGAUCUCAUUGCUCCAUACAGCCGAUUAACUCUCAUUUCCACUGUUUCUGUGCGGAUGUGCUGGCGAACACAAGCGAUGGAUCCAUACGGUCACCACACUUCUGUUUCAAUGGCAUCAAUCAAGUCAAGCUUCAUCCUCCAGCAAUAACGUAUCUCGACCCAGUGGCAGGGCGACCCGACUGUUUGCAGAUGGGCUGGAAAAUGCGUUACACUCUCCCUGAAUAUGAGAAAUCCUUAAGAUGGCUCCAAGUGGAGUAUACAACACAUGAGCAGACUCGAUCACAAACUUUUCAAGCAUAUGCCAAGGACAGAAUAGAGCUAUGUCAUUUAUACCCGGGGUCCAGAUACACAGUGAAGCUGAGAGCUCAGGACAGUCGAGCGCCCACUCACUGGAGCUCAUGGACGUCCAAAGACAACAAGACUUUGGAAAAAGCCCCAUCUGAUGCUCCUCGACUGUGGAGACACAUAAGACCAGCAGAAGAAACAAGAAAGAGACAUCUUACCCUGCUUUGGAAGCCUCUCUCCUGGCCUGAAGCGAAUGGUGUCGUGCUCAGUUACACAGCAUCAUGUCGCAGUGAUGUGGAUUCAUCGCAGUGGACCUGCGGUACCCUGGAUGCCUCCAUAACCUCCUGUGACCUCACUGUGUCUCUGGAUGCCUGUAACUGCAGCCUGACAGCUGCUAACUCAGCUGGGACUUCACCCCCAUCCUAUAUCUUUAUACCAGGACAGAUGGAUGAAAAACUUCCAGCUCCUACAAGUAUCAGCAUCAUCUCAUUGGAUGAUACCCGACUAAAGCUGGAAUGGACAACCGCACCGAACCAAUCAGAGACCGGCUUUGUGGUGCAGUGGAUUUAUAUACUUCCCAAUGAAACGACCGGUCUGCACUGGCAACACUUGAAUGAAACAUCGAGAAGUUUUAUUCUCACAGGUCUGCUGCCGGAAGUCCCAUAUAAUCUGUCAGUCACGAGUCUAUACGAGGGAAUAGCAGGAGGUGACACAUCUCUCAUUGCUUUCACACGAGAAGGAGCGCCCUCUGUUGGCCCACAGCUGACAGUGCUCAAGACCAGUGCCAAAACUAUUCAUCUACAAUGGGAUCCUGUGCCUAUAGAGAAACUACAUGGCUUCAUCAAAAAGUACUCCAUUCUGUACAGCAUUAAUGGCAAAGACAAAAGAGAACAGGUAGAGGGCGAUGUUGAGCAGAUCUAUCUGAAUGGUUUAAUGGAAGGAACCUACAACAUCUGUGUAAUGGCUCAUACUGUAGCAGGGGGCGCCGCUGGGCCGUGGCAGAUAGUGGCUUUGGGGUAUGAUGAUGUACAGAUCACCCCAAUACUGAUGUGUGCGCUUCUACUGAUCUUUAUCAUUCUUAUACUCCCUGUGUGCAUGAGGGUGAGGAUUAAACGGUGCUUGUAUCCGACCAUCCCAGACCCAUCUAAAAGCACCAUGUCUGCUUGGUCCAACUGUAAACCAGGUCAGAACACCCUAGCACCUUCAUCCACAUUGAGCUCUUUCUUCUCCAACCGGCAAACUACACGUUACAGCGGCUACGGUGAGAAAGACUACAGCCCAGUUCAAGUGCUGAGUCCCCAAGCUGUUAAACGUACAACUGACAACAUGGCUCAACCCAACAUUUGCAACUACACAUCGAUUAUUAAAACGACCGAGGAACCAAAUUUAACCAAACCAAAUCUCCAAGUGGAUUUCAUUAACCGGAGCUACAUAAGAACAGACAAAAUCAUGUCUGAAUGUUGUCAAGAUGGCUGUCAAUCAUCGAAUGAACCGUUUCUACAUACGGUGUUUAGCUACCAAAGCGUUCCAACGGCACAGAAAGAAUUCUGUGAUUACAUCCACGUGUCCCACAGCUCCCUGUCUGGCGUUACAAUCGUGGAUUCAUACAGGACUCUUGAUUCUGAUGAGUGUCCACGCGUUUUCCAGGGUUUACCGGAGGACCAUGGCACGUAGUUCAUCUACAUCAUUAAUGUAGCAACAGAACAGUGCAUACUUGACCCAAUGGUAAAAGAUUAUAUCAGAUAUGAUGUUCCUUUUGACCCUGAUCUUUACAAUCUCACGAUUAAGGCCUGCCAAAACAAUAAACUCUCCAAAUGCUGGAUAGAUUUUGGCUAACAAGCUUGAGUUGCAUGAGAAACAAAAUGUGCAGGGAAACCAAGAAUGAGGUCUGUCAUCAAUAUUUCAAAUCCAACACAAAAGUAUAGCCUACUCUGCAAACUGUUUAGUAGAUGUGCACCGCAAGCUUUGUUGAUUAUAAUAGGAGCGAUUUAUGACUUCUUUGAGUGUGUUGGUCCGCUCGGCGAUAAAGACAUCGGUCAUGGGCAUUGAUGGUGCAGUUUGGUGGCAGUGUGCACCUGGGUGUAGCCGGCACGUUAAACAUGAGGGGGACAAUGACAUGUUUAUGUAUAUAGUAAAGCUAUAGUAAACCGUCACAUAUGAGACCCAACAAAUACUUCAUACAGUGGUUUACCAGUAAAAUUUAGGACCAACAAUUAUUCAGACACUUUGACCUGUUAGGUGUUUUUUCUUUACAACCCCAAAUAAGAAAAAGUUGGGACUUUUAAAUUUUUCUGGCCUCUUAUUGCUACCUGUCCCAACUUAUUUGGAAUGUGUACACUGAAAAAAUUAUUCAUUCAAUUUACUCAAUUUUUUAAGGUAAGUGG
Molecule: messenger RNA, 3266 nt
Organism: Paramisgurnus dabryanus
Lineage: Eukaryota; Metazoa; Chordata; Actinopteri; Cypriniformes; Cobitidae
Product: interleukin-6 receptor subunit beta
Cellular component (GO): membrane
Molecular function (GO): protein binding; cytokine receptor activity
Source: RefSeq, a predicted model, not a curated record